AUGCGCCGUGGCCGUGGCCGUGGCCGUGGCAGUCCGACUGUUGUGCAGGGCGUGUGGUGCGUCCUACUUGGAGAUUCCGUCGUGACAAUUGUAAGAGCAGGACUUGAUGUGAGCGUAUAUCUGCGGUGGACGGGGAGGGAGUUGGAGACUUCGAGACUUCGAGACCUUCGAGACGAGGUUGAGAGAUCGUCUGAACUAGCCUUGUUGAAAGAGGAUCUAUCAAUCGAUAUGAGCUUUUUCCAUGCAUUCUCGUCGGCUGGGGUCCUCCGACUCCCCAGCGGGUGCCGAACUUCUCUUGUACGGACGGCACUGAAGUCCCAGAAAGGAUAUACUCGAGCAACUUCUACUAUCUGUAGAGAACCAAUACAACAACAGCCAGCAUACUCUGCCCUGCACAAGAGAUUCUUUCACCCGUCUACUCCAAGACCUUCCUUGGCAGCUGCGGCUCAAACAGCGAGCCCGGGUGGAUCACAAUCAGAGUCUCAACCUCCAGCUCCAGCAAUAUACGAGGCUCCCAAAACUGGAUUACUCUCAAUAAUCCCGUCAUCAUGGGUUCCUUAUGCGGAACUUGUCAGACUCGACAAGCCAACUGGAACGUAUUACCUCUUCUUCCCCUGCCUCUUCUCCACCCUCCUGGCAGCUCCGCUGGCAAUUCCUAUGGCGGCUCCCCUAUCAGUACUCGGGACCUCCCUCCUCUUCUUCAGCGGUGCUCUCGUUAUGCGUGGCGCCGGUUGCACCAUCAACGAUCUCUGGGACCGCAAUCUCGACCCUCACGUCCGAAGGACACGGCUUCGACCGAUCGCUCGUGGAGCCGUCACCCCAUUCAAUGCUCUUGCUUUCACCGGCGUCCAGCUCUUCAUAGGCCUUGGUGUGCUCCUGCAGUUCCCAACGUCGUGUCUGUUCUACGGAAUCCCAAGCUUGCUGCUCGUGGCUGCAUAUCCACUAGCCAAACGAGUUACACAUUACCCCCAAUUUGUCCUUGGCUUGACAUUCUCCUGGGGUGCCAUGAUGGGCUUUCCUGCGCUCGGAGUCGAUCUGUUGCAGGAUAUUGGUGCUCUGACAGCCGCGGGAUGUCUCUAUACCUCAAAUGUGGCUUGGACGGUGUUGUAUGACAUGAUCUAUGCUCACAUGGAUAUCAAGGACGACGCUAAGGCUGGGAUUAAAAGCAUAGCGCUGAAGCAUGAUGCGCAGACGAAGCAAAUCCUGAGUGGAUUGGCAGUGGCUCAGAUUGGGCUUUUGGCAGCUGCGGGAGUGGCCGCUGGUGCAGGUCCGGUCUUCUUCGUUGGCAGCUGUGGAGGUGCAGCGAUCACUCUGGCUGUUAUGAUCAAGAGAGUCAACCUGAAGAGCGUCAAGGAUUGCUGGUGGUGGUUUGUGAAUGGGUGUUGGAUCACUGGCGGGGUGGUGUCCGCCGGACUGGGAGCAGAGUACUUGAUUCGGUUUGCAAAGAGAGGAGAAGAAGAAGCUAUUGUUGUUGAAGAUUCGGUACCUGUAUAA
Drepanopeziza brunnea f. sp. 'multigermtubi' MB_m1 is the source of this 1494-nucleotide messenger RNA. RefSeq lists its product as uncharacterized. The record is from RefSeq and is a predicted model, not a curated record. NCBI's taxonomy places the organism in Eukaryota, Fungi, Ascomycota, Leotiomycetes, Helotiales, Drepanopezizaceae. Gene Ontology annotation, cellular component: mitochondrial inner membrane. Gene Ontology annotation, biological process: ubiquinone biosynthetic process. Gene Ontology annotation, molecular function: 4-hydroxybenzoate polyprenyltransferase activity.